GCCUCUGGUUUCUGUGCCCAUGGUCUUGACCAGAAUGGGAGUGUCAGAGGGGUUCUGGCACCAUGAAUACUGGCUGCCACCUGGAGCUAUCUGGGAAGACUUGAAGGAGUCUGCAGACAUAUACUACCCGCAGCCUCAGCACCUCCUGCUCUGCAUCCCUGGUGCCCUGUUAUUGAUUUUUGUCCAAUGCAUCUUUGAAAGAACCCUUGCUCUGUCCUUGGGCAGGGCAUUGGGGAUGAGCAACAAGUGGAGAUUCAAAGUUCAGACCAAUGCCACACUGGAAGGCUUCUACAUUCUGCUGGGCAGAGCCCCAAAGAAGGAGGAGCUGGUUUCACUGGCCAGGCAAAGUGGCCUGCUGGUCAGAAAGGCAGAGACUUAGCUGAGGCAUCAGCGGGCCCAGGACCACCCCAAGCUGAUGAAGGAGUUCUGCAAGACAAGAUUGAUGUCUCUACCUCCCAUAUUGGGCUUGUUCUACCUCCUGGAGAUCUCCUACUGCUCACUGGUGGCCACCCCACCCUUUGAUGUGAAGAGGAAGGACUUUAAGGAACAGAUUAUCCACCACAUUGUGACCAUCACUCUGAUCUUUGUCUCCUACUGUGCCAGUAUGAUAUGGUUAGGGAUGAAAAUCAUGCUGGUGCAUGAUGCCUCUGAUUAUAUUUUAGAUCUUGCCAAAAUACUCCAUUACCUGAAAUGCAAACAGGUCUGUGAAGCAGUAUUCAAUGUUUUUGCUGUGGUUUUCAUAAUCUACCAGCUUGUCAUUUUCCCAUUAAUAUAACAUUUUGCUCCAGUAUCACAAUACAAAUUUAUAACACCCAUAAGCUGUCUCAGAAAUGCUUUCCUGAUGAUCCUGCAGUUGUUACACAUUUUCUGGUCCUAUGUGAUCUUCAAUGUCAUCCUCUGUGGUGAGAAAAGACAAGAUGUCAGAAGUGACACUGAAGAGAGUGAAAGGAGCGAAGGAGAGGAUCUGGAAAAGCACAAAGAAUAACACAGGGCUUGCUGCAAAACACCAGGAUCCAGUAAGUCUUUGGAAUGCAGGAAUGCUGAA
Messenger RNA from Parus major (Great Tit), 1045 nucleotides. RefSeq names its product ceramide synthase 4-like. Gene Ontology annotation, cellular component: membrane. The transcript has 9 exons. Gene Ontology annotation, molecular function: sphingosine N-acyltransferase activity. Gene Ontology annotation, biological process: ceramide biosynthetic process. The record is from RefSeq and is a predicted model, not a curated record. Lineage: Eukaryota; Metazoa; Chordata; Aves; Passeriformes; Paridae.